GAAAGGAGAUGGCUGGUUAGCUGGUGAGCGAUUGGAAUUACACUACAGCGGAAAACGUAGCCAACUGGCCAGAUUAUGAACGGUGAAAGAUCCAGACUGGACUCCCCCCUGUACGGGUGAUGGCAGAACGUCUGCAGUCAUAUGACAGUAACUCCAGUGACACCGAAAACUGGGAACGAAAAGCAACAAGCCGACCUCGCAAACUCUGCAGGCAUUCGAGGUGAGCCAGCUGACAAUCUGUCAGACCUCCUGUGAAAAGAUAAUAUGGCAUAAGAGUAGAAAAUAUUAGGUAUUGCUCAAAGCUAUUUCUAAUAUAUCAGAUGAUAAACUUACAGUAUCUGUAUCUGUGUAUCACAUUAUUUAUCUGUAGAUUUUACAUGGCUCUUGUCUUGUAUUAAGUGAUAGGUGUACCCUUAGUAUAAAGUUAAUUUCAAAGCAACUAGUAGAUGAAUAGGGCAAUAUAUACAGUGAGAUAAUAUAUAUGUGUCAAUGGUCAAAGAUUUUGCCAAACAGCUUGUACCAAAGUAACUAUCCCUUUAAUAUCACUUGUUGUAUGGUGUCAUUAUAAGUUAUGUUACAGAUCAAUUAGCAGGACUGUUUUAUGGCAGUAUUUGAUAUUUGUAAUAUUUGUAAAUUUUAUUAAUUUCCUUGAAUGGCUGGGUAUUCAAUUUACUGGAUUAGCCUAAAACAGCGAUUCCCAUUUGGUAAUUUUUUCUAGUCUAGUUUCUCUGGUGUGUCAGAUGUUUGUAUAAAGUUAACUUGAUAUGGACAUCACGCUCCACAAUUACACAUACCAUGAUAGAGGUUUUUAUAUAUAUUGCCCUCCCCUACCCCCAAUAAUCACAGCGUCAUGAUACUGGUAAUUCUGUGGUAGGCAAUAUAUUGCAAGACAAGUAUCUACAAUAUGUCAUAAUAUCUGUGUAACUGAUGAGGGAACUAUUUUCCAAAACGGCAAUGGAGUUUUUGAAAAGCACCGAGUGUUUAUUUGUUCACUAAAGUGCAAGGGGCUUUAAGUUUGAGCCUCAUUGACACACACGUACAUAUUCCACUUUGCGUCAGUCUUAGCCAACAAUGACCACCACACGCACCUCAGGGUGGUUAUCCUGGUUAGUUUUGGUUAUGGAAGGUAUUUUUCUCCACUCCUGUUAACUAAUGUGAUAACCCUAAUCUAAUGUAUGGUACUGGUUCCUCCAUCCUACCCUGUGAGGUCCUUUUCCUGUAGCAUUUCCGUUUUUGUUUCUUUUUUUCUACUGAAGGAACAAUAGAAAUGCAGAUAGGAUGGCAGAAUAGGGUAGGCAGGAAGAGUUCAGACUUGUGCAUUGGGUCUUAGGCCAAGGGGGGUGUUCCUGUGAUGUUUGUCUGUGGUCGGUGAGUGGGUUUGUACUGACUACACAUUAUUACCCUGCAGCUGUGCCUAUAACCUCUUCCUUUUCUCCCAUUUAUAAAAUGAAUAACUUGCUGAUGUUUUUUUUGUCAGAAAGCAGAUUUGGUCUGUCAGAAACUAAUAUUAAAUGAACAGUUGCGUAGUGCAGUAUCCUAUGUCUUCUGGUGCAUUUACAAUCUUUUUGCACUUGGCUCUACGUGUACUUCCUUCCUUGAUUAGAUUACACAAGAACUGUGUUAAAGCUCAGGCAUCUCUGAUUUUGGUUUAGUGUCGAUAAAACAUCAAAGGUAAUGGCAACACGACUUGGCUGCAUUCCAAGUGUGUGUGUCAUACUCACACUAACUGUUGAGAAUAGUUGUGUGUACACCAGGUGAAGAAGAUAAACACUGUGACAACCCUGUUAAAGUGUGAAAUCUAUCCCAUGUUCUGCAGCAGUCAGGCCCGAGCAUCUCGAGUGGAGGCAGAACAGAGGAAGAUGAGCCUGCAUGGUGCCAGUGGAGGCUGUGACCGCUCACGUGACCGCCGCCGCUCUAGCGAUCGCUCCAGGGACUCCUCACAUGAGAGAGAAGGCCAGCUUACCCCCUGCAUUCGCAACGUCACCUCACCCACUCGCCAACACAACAGUGACCGUGAACGAGAUGGUGGCCCGUCAUCGAGGCCCAGUAGUCCACGGCCUCAGAGAGUCUCUCCCAGUGGCUCCAGCAGCAGUGGGGUGGUGAGCAGUCGCACCAGCAGCCUGUCCAGUACUGAAGGCACCUUCAAGAGCUUGGGAGUUGGAGAAAUGAUUUUUGUCUACGAGAAUCCCAAGGAGGGAGGAGCAAGUGCCACUGUUGGAAACCGAAACAUUAGGACCUUAGAAAGAGUCACUCUGAUUGUUGACAACACACGCUUUGUAGUAGAUCCUUCCAUCUUCACUGCACAACCCAAUACCAUGUUGGGCAGAAUGUUUGGAUCAGGAAGAGAACAUAAUUUCACACGACCCAACGAGAAGGGGGAGUACGAGGUGGCUGAGGGCAUUAGCUCAACAGUUUUCCGAGCAAUUCUGGAUUACUACAAAUCUGGGAUAAUCCGGUGUCCUGAUGGAAUCUCCAUCCCUGAGUUGCGGGAGGCUUGUGACUAUCUAUGCAUCUCCUUCGACUACAGCACCAUCAAAUGCAGAGAUCUUAGUGCCCUGAUGCAUGAGCUGUCCAAUGACGGAGCUCGGCGACAAUUUGAGUUUUACCUGGAGGAAAUGGUUCUGCCUUUGAUGGUGGCCAGUGCCCAGAGUGGCGAGAGGGAAUGUCACAUUGUAGUCCUUACUGAUGAUGAUGUGGUUGACUGGGAUGAAGAAUACCCACCACAAAUGGGAGAAGAGUAUUCACAGAUCAUCUACAGCACAAAACUGUACAGAUUUUUCAAGUAUAUUGAGAACCGAGAUGUUGCCAAAUCAGUUUUAAAGGAGAGAGGAUUAAAGAAAAUAAGACUGGGCAUUGAAGGCUACCCUACAUAUAAAGAGAAAGUCAAAAAACGACCAGGAGGUCGCCCAGAGGUAAUUUACAACUACGUCCAGAGGCCCUUUAUCCGCAUGUCCUGGGAAAAGGAAGAGGGUAAAAGCCGCCACGUGGACUUCCAGUGUGUCAAGUCCAAGUCCAUCACUAACCUGGCGGCUGCAGCAGCAGACAUCCCCCAGGACCAGCUGGUGGUGAUGCACCCUGGCCCCCAGGUGGAUGAACUGGACAUCCUGCCUAAUCACCCACCUAGUGGGAAUCACUACAACAACAACUACAGCAACGAGCCUGACCCUGAUGCACCUUCACCUGCUGUCUGAGGACACACUGGUCCUCUUUCAAUGCCUCUGCCCUCUCUCCUACUCCUCUAGUCCUACUCCCAGCAUGCUGCAGCAUGGAGCGCCAGGGGCACCAUAACCAUAUUGCCUUGACACCUCCUUUGCAGCCUUAGAGCCUCAAGAACCUGGUUGACUGUAUGUAGAAAAUGAAACACGAGGGACAUAAGACUGGUGAAAGGAAAAGUUAACUAUUAUUUUCAUUUAGUUUUUUACUUGACCAAAGGAAUUUAUUUUUAUGUUUGGGGGGAAAAAAUAGUAAAACACUUAUUAUUAACAUUAUUAUUUACAAUGUUAUUGUACUUUCAUUUGAUGGGUUUGGCUGAGCACUGUUGUGGUGUCACUGUUUUCUCACAAUUAAUUUCACUGAUAAGUUUGAUUUUGACUCUUGUGUGGCCUAACUACUAAAUGUGCUUUGGGGGAAAGAAUACAAGACUUGCUAUUAAAAAAAAAAAAAAAAGAGAGUGACUUUCGGGUCAUGGAGAAAAUCAGUUAUCACCUUGUCGUGAUCUCCAGUUGAACUCCUCUCAGAUGUCUUGUAUGAAAAAAUAUCUUGUAAUUGGGUAUGUAGUCAUUGGCUGGAUUUGAUAUGUGAUGUUUUGCUCCUCCCCGCAGCCAAGAUAUUAAGCAGAGCACAGGCUGUUGUGGUCAGAAUCUUUUUGUGCAAAGCUUGAAAUUGUUGUUUAAAAAUAAAAACGUAAAAUCAUCAAAUAAAGAUAUCAAAAUAA
Siniperca chuatsi (mandarin fish) is the source of this 3934-nucleotide messenger RNA. RefSeq names its product BTB (POZ) domain containing 10b (gene btbd10b). Bases 1806 to 3191 code for a protein of 461 amino acids. Gene Ontology annotation, biological process: positive regulation of phosphorylation. Lineage: Eukaryota; Metazoa; Chordata; Actinopteri; Centrarchiformes; Sinipercidae. Gene Ontology annotation, cellular component: cytoplasm. The record is from RefSeq and is a predicted model, not a curated record. Gene Ontology annotation, molecular function: protein binding. The transcript is spliced from 9 exons.